AUGACUGAUGAUGAUAGUAGUAGAAGUAUUAAUAGUAAAUUUACUGAACAAGAUGAAAUAUAUAUGAGAGAGGCAUUAAAUAUGGCACAAAAGGCUUUAGAAGAAUUAGAAGUACCAGUCGGAUGUGUUAUUGUUCAUGAUAAUAAAAUUGUUGGACGUGGAUAUAAUAAAACUAAUCAAAAGAAGAAUGCUACAAGACAUGCAGAAUUAGAAGCCUUUGAUGAAAUUACAGAAAAUUAUAGUGAAGAAUUAAAUAAUAAUGUGAACUUUUUUAAAGAAUGUACAUUAUAUGUUACAGUUGAACCAUGUGUAAUGUGUGCAAGUGCAUUAAUAUUAUUAAAAAUUGGAAGAGUUGUUUGUGGAUGUAUGAAUGAAAGAUUUGGUGGAUGUGGUUCUGUAUUAAAUAUUCAUCAAUCAUGUUAUAAUUCAUUAAAUCAUAAUCAUCAUCAUGAUCAACAUGGUAAUAAUAAUCAAUUAAAUUGGAAAUAUGAAUGUGUACAUGGUUUGUUUGAAAAGGAAUGUAUUGAAAUUUUACAAAGAUUUUAUGAACAAGAAAAUCCAACAGCUCCAAUACCAAAAGUUAAAAAAUCCAAAACUAUUCCUGAUGAAUCAAUUAAUCCACACCAAAAGAAACAAAAACAAUGA
Naegleria gruberi is the source of this 645-nucleotide messenger RNA. RefSeq lists its product as uncharacterized. The record is from RefSeq and is a predicted model, not a curated record. Gene Ontology annotation, biological process: tRNA wobble adenosine to inosine editing. The coding region runs from base 1 to 645 and encodes 214 amino acids. Gene Ontology annotation, molecular function: tRNA-specific adenosine-34 deaminase activity. The transcript has 2 exons. Lineage: Eukaryota; Heterolobosea; Eutetramitea; Acrasida; Naegleriidae.